This is a messenger RNA of Aedes albopictus (Asian tiger mosquito), 3368 nucleotides long. RefSeq names its product lumican-like. The transcript is spliced from 2 exons. The record is from RefSeq and is a predicted model, not a curated record. Lineage: Eukaryota; Metazoa; Arthropoda; Insecta; Diptera; Culicidae. Gene Ontology annotation, molecular function: protein binding. Bases 1013 to 2176 code for a protein of 387 amino acids.
AUUGGAAUUAAAAAUAUCAAUCGGCCAAUAUAUUUUUACCGUACAAAAAUUGGCAAUCCCAACUUUUGUUUUAAAUUAGCAUUAGGUUGAGAUACUUUUUAUGUUACCCAUCCAUGCAUAGUAUAUCAAAACAUGUUUUUUUUUGUAAAUUCAAAAAAUCAGUAUCAAAAAGUUACCUGCAAAACAUGUCGUAAAUUAUUUUUCCCAAGGAGUUUGGAUCUAUAUCAACCUGUAAAAAAUAUAAAAAUGGUGGGUAUUGCCAAUUUUCAUACUGUAAAAAAUAUUUGUAUGAUAUUUAUUACGAAACAUGGCCAUUUUUUAAAAAUCUCGCCGGGGCGACCUAUAAACAUCAUUUCUGAAAUUUGCUGGAAUACGAAAGUUUGCUUCUAACACCCGUAGCUAUCAUUUUCAGUUUGAGGCUCCAAGUUUUUAGACCGUGUGCAAUUUUGUUACAUCUUAGCCCACACAUCUCAAUACCAUUAUCUUAUACCCCAAAAGGGUCCCAAAGCCGCAUCUUUAUGCUAAGCGUAAACCAUAAAACUAAACCAUGGUCUAAUUGAUCAUAUUUACUUGAGUACGUCGAACACCAGCCUGUCGCUCAUACUUUACCUCGAAGUUGGGUGUAAAGAACUCACUCAACUUUUGUAGCUCCGUAUAAAACAUUUUUGAGACCGUCCAUUAAUAAUGUAGAAAUUUAGCGGAAAGAAAGAGUGUCUGCAAUUACUACGAACGAAGGUGUGUUGAAAAUCGACCAAACAUGCAACGUCAUUUGUGGAUGCUCCCUUCAAUGUACGGGGAUUCUCAUCUAUGCGAUGCCUAUUACUGUUCAACGUAUAGAGAUUACUGUUAUGGAAUGGUGAAUUAAAGUCAGAAGAAUAUUAUGAAUAUUCCGUCUCCUUAUCACACUUGUGAGAAUAAUGAUGAUUACGCAUGCUCGUGCUGUGUCAGUGGCGUUCAGUUCAAAUUGAAUUAUUCAAUCAUUCGCACUGUAUCGGCCUAACCAUCGAGAAUCAUGUUCCAGCCAGCUGUGUUACUACUAUUCAUUCUAGUUACUAGCAUUUGUAGAUGUUCAUUGUUGGUUGAAAGAACUUCUAAUGGGGCUAUCUUAAAUGCCUUUCGUUUGAUCGACCUUCCAAAACUUCCAGAGUUCGCUCGUGUGAAAGCACUUGAAUUUAGGAAAGCGGAAAUCCCCUUCGCUUCUUUAAGCAUUUUUGAUCAACUAACAGAAUGCAAGUAUCUAGUAUUUCGAGAAGGAACAGUGAAACAAAUUCAAAUGAAAAAUUCACUCGUAAGCCUCACAGCCGAGAAAACAAAAACCGAAGGAGUUAUCAUAGAUCUGGGAAGCAAUUACAAGCUAGCCAAGCUAAGUAUCACUCAAUGUUAUCUCACCAGGAUUCCGGAAAACCUCAACGAACUCAAGGAGCUGGAGGAUUUGAAUCUUUCGAACAAUCGGAUAGAUUUUGUUACCAUGGACAACUUCAAAGGCAUGAAGAAAUUGAAAAGCAUUGAUUUGAAUUACAAUCAAAUAAAGCAUGUCCUUACCGUCGAUGAAUCCAUCACUUUACCUAAACUCGAACAACUUAUGCUCAGUAAUAAUCAGCUGUAUGAACUAGAUGUCUGUGGCUGGCUCAUGCCAAGCCUCGGCUCUGCAUAUUUGCGCUCAAAUGAACUGACAUACGUCAUUGGUCUCUCUACAAAUAACUUUCGGGCGAUCAAGCAUUUAGACCUCGGCAACAAUCCACUAAACUGCCACUGGAAAGAAGGUUUCGAGAAGUAUGCGGAAGAUCGCAACCUGUUCCUAUCAAACCACGUAGAUUGCGAUUAUUCACAUGAAGAUACCGUUCCAUCGAGUUGCAAAUUCACCGCUGCUAUGAACAGCAAAUUUAAGGCUUGGUGGAACGCAAUCGAAGCCAAGAGUGGUGCAAUAGUCGGAGACGUCAGUAAUAGAUUUUCAAACGGUGGUGGCAAAUUGAGUAUCAUAACCGAUCAACUGGAAGGACAUAUUGAAGCAAAAGUUAGGAUUCAAAUUGAGGAACUGAACAGAAAAUUGGUAAUGAUGGAGAAAAAGUUUAUCAAGCAGAUGGCCGAGCAGCGAAACAUGAUUGAUGAUCUGGUUGAAGUGAUAUACCGGAUGGAGAUCGAGCGGGUGUACAAUAAAACUCAAAAUCGAGGAUGAAAUUAUUUUCCCCUUUUAUAUUACAGAAUUUAUUAAAGUGUGUGUUUCUGCAAAAAUGUAAAGAGAUGCUGUUUUAUUUUUGUUUUCAUUUUAUUCUGAUGCUCCACCUUUGGGAUAGACUUUGUGUCAAUUAUCAUCAAAUUAUACCUGAAAAUUGUUUCAGACAGCUCUGUGAGGAUCGUGUCUUUCUACCUUUUAUCUGAACUGUUUCCUAGUCAUAAACGGGACUUUAAACAAGUUUACUUCAUGGUCCUACUUCGCACAAUAUCACUUUAUUGUGCUGCCUAGCGGGCAAACCGCGAACUAGUCUCCAUUUCUUCACCCUAAGCUAAGCUGAGAAGUAUGAUCUGUUCUUCUUGGAAUGUCAAGCAUAGGAAAAGAAAGGAAACAGUUUUAUUAAACAUGGUGAGGAAUAAUUAAAUAUAGCGGGAAACUGGUAACUUCUCCCGCAGUCAUAUACCAAUCCAACCUUCUAACUUGGAUCAAACCAGCCUCAGGAUCUAAAUUCUUAGCUGGCAAGUUGCCUAUGAACACCCCUCCUCCAGCAGGCAAAGCGGUCAUCCACAAGUUCUACAACAGGGUUUCAUCCUGACUGAACGGGUUCCUAACUCCAGCGUGACGUAUUAGCUUCUCACAGACUGGUACCAGUCGGAGCAAGAACAGGCCAACCACUGCCGAUGCCGCCGACUGCUGGCUGCUGGCUGGAGUGCUAUUAUAUCUUGUUUAUCCUUAUUUAUGGUCUGGAUGGUGCGUAGAGCAGGAUUACAUGCCAGGCCAGACAACGCCAACGGAGCAGAAGCAGGUUGUGGGCAUUGUUGCUCGCGUGUUCGUUGCAAGACGAUAUGCGGCGCUCCAUCACAGCCACACACAACCGUCGGUCGACGUCGCGUCGGCUUCUGUUCGCUGGUCGAAAUACAGAGAGGAGUCGCGGCGGAGGAGUUGCGAAGGUCCUACCAUGAGCCGUCGUCGUUCACACUGACUGGUAGACAUCUGACUCUUGCCACUAAGCCUUUAAUGAAGAUGCAGACAUGAUAUUGCAAAUUGGAAUUUAGUAUACCAGUGUAGUGUGUAGGGGUCGAAUAGAAGUUUGUAAAUCACUAAAGGUUUUACUAAGACCACUACGUUUUUUUUCCGGUGUUACGUCCUCAUUUGGGCAUAUCAUCUUACACUGAAAAUAUAUUUUGGUUCAUCG